Rhincodon typus (whale shark) is the source of this 706-nucleotide messenger RNA. Its product is annotated as popeye domain-containing protein 3-like. Gene Ontology annotation, molecular function: cAMP binding. The record is from RefSeq and is a predicted model, not a curated record. Gene Ontology annotation, cellular component: sarcolemma. Lineage: Eukaryota; Metazoa; Chordata; Chondrichthyes; Orectolobiformes; Rhincodontidae. The transcript is spliced from 2 exons. The annotation marks the transcript as partial.
GCGUACACACACAUUCAACCCUGCUUUCUCCCUGCCUGCUUGGGCUCCUCAGCGAUUAACUCAAAAAUCCGAAAUCUCCCCCAAGUUUGCUUUUCGAGCAGAAAUGUUUAGGGAAAAUUCAAGUUUCAUCGAGACUAUUUUGUACGAUAGUCCUGGGUGUAAGAUUUUGAAAAAUGGGAGUGAAGGAGCUGUUUACCACUUGGCCAAUGUCAUGUUUACACUGGGCUACAUGAGCGGCAGUGGGUUCUUUGGUCUCGUUUAUCUGUUUAGUCUUUUGGGCGUUGGGUUUUUUAUUCAGUCUCUUUGGGGCUGGGUCGAUGCUUGCGGAGUGGAUAUUUUUAUGUGGAGCCUGUUACUUUUUGUGUUCUGCUUGGUUCAACUGGCGCACAUUGGUUACCGGCUGAGGAAGGUGAAUUUCGAUGAAGACUUCACGAAUCUUUACAAAGCUAUGUUCCGGCCCCUCGAAGUGCCGCUCAAUGUCUACAAGGAGAUCGUGAACUGCUGCGAUGCCGAGGUGACGAGUCUCGCCCGUGAGCAGAACUACGCUGUGGAAGGCAAAACCGCAAUUGACCGCUUGUCUCUGCUGCUCUCAGGCAGAGUUCGUGUUACUCAUGAACAGCAGUUUCUACACUACAUCUUUCCGUAUCAGUUCCUUGAUUCUCCAGAAUGGGAAUCUCUGCGGCCUAAUGAAGAAGGCAAUUUUCAA